Molecule: messenger RNA, 366 nt
Organism: Aureobasidium subglaciale EXF-2481
Lineage: Eukaryota; Fungi; Ascomycota; Dothideomycetes; Dothideales; Saccotheciaceae
Exons: 2
Coding region: 1-366 (121 amino acids)
Source: RefSeq, a predicted model, not a curated record
AUGCUUCGCACAAUCACCCGCAACACCUUCACCAAGACCUUCAAGCCUUCAUCGGCUGCCGCCCUCCGCACUCGCGGUAUGGCCGACAAGAAGAUCGAGGACCUCGCUCAGGCUGCUGGCGAGGCCAAGGAUACCAGCCCCAAGGAUCCUUCGGUCAUCUCAUCUGCUGGUGCCAUUGGCAAGCAGUUCAACCCUGAUGGCAACGUUGGCCAGAUUGGCGAGAAGGCAAGACCAAUCUCCAUCGGCGGAGCUUUCUCCAAGGAUGGCGCCAUCGGUUCUCAGUUCGACGCAUCCAAGGACGGUCUCGCUGGCCAGGUCGAGAAGGCCGUGGACGGUCCCAGCAGACCCGCCACCGAGAAGAAGUAA